Messenger RNA from Sinocyclocheilus rhinocerous, 1014 nucleotides. Its product is annotated as gastrula zinc finger protein XlCGF8.2DB-like. Gene Ontology annotation, molecular function: DNA-binding transcription factor activity, RNA polymerase II-specific; RNA polymerase II transcription regulatory region sequence-specific DNA binding. Gene Ontology annotation, biological process: regulation of transcription by RNA polymerase II. The record is from RefSeq and is a predicted model, not a curated record. The annotation marks the transcript as partial. NCBI's taxonomy places the organism in Eukaryota, Metazoa, Chordata, Actinopteri, Cypriniformes, Cyprinidae. Gene Ontology annotation, cellular component: nucleus. The transcript has 3 exons.
ACUCAGUGUGGAAAGAGUUUCACAUACAAGCAAAGUCUUGAGCGGCACAUGAGAGUUCACACCGGAGAGAAGCCGUUCACAUGUGAUCAGUGCGGAAAUCAAUUCAAAGAAAGAGGAAACCUUAACAAACACAUGAAAAUCCACACUGGAGUGAAGCCAUUUACAUGUGAUCAGUGCGGGAAGAGUUUCACAUACAAACAAACACAUCUUAAAGUACACAUGAAAAUCCUCACUGGAGAGAAGCCGUUCACAUGUGAUCAGUGCGGAAAUCAAUUCAAAGAAAGAGGAAACCUUAACAAACACAUGAAAAUCCACACUGGAGUGAAGCCAUUUACAUGUGAUCAGUGCGGGAAGAGUUUCACAUACAAACAAAGUCUUGAGCUUCACACGAGAGUUCACACCGGAGAGAAGCCACACACGUGUGACCAAUGUGGAAAGAGCUUCACGCAACCAGCACAUCUUAGAGAACACAUGAGGAUCCACACCGGAGAAAAGCCACACACAUGUGAUCAGUGCGGGAAGAGUUUCACAUACAAACAUAAUCUUAAUGAUCACAUGAGGACCCACACCGGAGAGAAGCCAUUCAUGUGCGGUCAGUGUGAAAAGAGAUUCUCAAACAAAGCUAGUCUUGAGGGUCACAUGAGUGUUCACACUGGAGUGAAGCCGUUCAUGUGUGGCCAAUGUGGAAAGAGCUUCACGCAAUCAGCAAACCUUAAACGACACAUGAGAGAUCACACCGGAGAGAAGCCGCACACAUGUAAUCAGUGUGGAAAGAGCUUCACGCAAUCAGCAAACCUUAAACGACACAUGAGAGUUCACACCGGAGAGAAGCCGCACACGUGUGAUCAGUGUGGGAAGAGUUUCACACAAUCAAAAGAACUUAAAGAACACAUGAGGAUCCACACUGGAGAGAAGCCGUUCAAGUGUGAUCAGUGCAGCAAAACAUUUCUUCGGUCAUCAGCUCUGAAGGCACACCUGACGGUUCAUACGCAGGAGAAGCCACAUUCCUGUUCU